ACCUGACAAGCCAUCACAAAACCAUCCACCACAGAAGUGCAAAGCGUCACCAUCGGCCAACAGCCUUUUGCGUCAAGGUUUCCGAUAUUUACACACAUCUGUCUUUCCUAUUCGCAAUACACAUUUCAUCUCGAACAGAAUGGCAGUCGAGGACAACAGCAAGAGGUUAGAGGAAGCGAAGCAGCUAUCCAAGACUGAACCUCAAAAGGCAGAACGAAUCUACCAAGAGAUCCUUUCCACUCCACCUGGCACAAAUGAAAAGGCUGUCAGGGAGUUUGAAGCUGCUCUGAUCGGACUCGGCGAGCUCUAUCGGGAUCACAAGCGCACUCAAGAUUUGGCCAACCUCAUACAGCAGACAAGAGAUGUGCUUACCUCAUUUGCACGAGCAAAGACUGCGAAAUUAGUUCGUCAACUGCUUGAUCUCUUCACAGCCAUUCCAAACACCACCGACAUCCAAAUCAGCGUUACCAAGUCAUGCAUCGAAUGGGCUGUUUCUCAGCGACAGGGAUUCUUACGGCAGAACCUCGAAGUCCGCCUUGUUGCACUACACAUGCAAACUCAGUCAUACUAUGACGCUCUCACCUUGAUCAACAGCUUGCUAAAAGAGCUUAAGCGUUUGGAUGACAAGCUGGUAUUGGUGGAGGUCCAAUUGCUCGAGAGCAGAGUGUACCAUGCACUUGGAAAUUUGCCAAAAGGACGUGCUGCCCUCACAUCAGCGCGAACAAGCGCAGCUUCAGUAUACACGCCUCCUCUCCUACAAGCCAACUUGGACAUGCAAUCCGGACAACUCCACGCGGAAGACACCGAUUUCAACACUGCUUUCUCAUAUUUCAUUGAAGCCAUGGAGGGCUAUCACUCGCUAGAUGAACCCAUCAAAGCGACAUCCGCGCUUCAGUACAUGUUAUUGUGCAAGAUCAUGCUCAACCUAAAGGAUGAUGUAGAUUCGCUCAUGACGUCAAAGCACGCCCUACGCUAUGCUGGCAAGAAUUUGGAUGCCAUGAAAGCUGUAGCCCGAGCCCACAACAAUCGAAGUCUGGAGGAAUACGAGCAAGCGCUGCAUGCUUAUCGGUACGAGCUGGGUAGCGAUCGCUUCAUUGCAUCACAUCUACGACGACUGUACGACAGCAUGUUGGAACAAAAUUUGAUCAAGGUGAUCGAGCCCUUCUCUCGAGUUGAGAUCAGUCAUGUUGCAGACAUGGUCGGAUUGGAUGUGGCACAGGUGGAGCGCAAGCUUAGCCAGAUGAUUCUCGACCGAGUCAUCGUCGGUGUGCUCGACCAAGGAAAAGGUGUGCUGGAGGUGUUUGAGGAAGCGGAGAAAGACAAAGGGUAUGAGGCGGCACUCGACACAAUUGAGAAGCUUGGGAACGUGGUUGACGUCCUGUACGCCAACCAGGCCAGUUCGCUGGAGUAAGAUUGGAGGAUCCUCCAUAGAUGAAGCCAUGCAAGAUCAAAAUGACUAAGAAAUAAUGCCUGAG
Molecule: messenger RNA, 1475 nt
Organism: Dissoconium aciculare CBS 342.82
Lineage: Eukaryota; Fungi; Ascomycota; Dothideomycetes; Mycosphaerellales; Dissoconiaceae
Product: PCI-domain-containing protein
Exons: 2
Coding region: 140-1411 (423 amino acids)
Biological process (GO): ubiquitin-dependent protein catabolic process
Cellular component (GO): proteasome regulatory particle, lid subcomplex
Molecular function (GO): protein binding; structural molecule activity
Source: RefSeq, a predicted model, not a curated record